Molecule: messenger RNA, 3596 nt
Organism: Papaver somniferum (opium poppy)
Lineage: Eukaryota; Viridiplantae; Streptophyta; Magnoliopsida; Ranunculales; Papaveraceae
Product: disease resistance protein At4g27190-like
Exons: 2
Coding region: 67-3411 (1114 amino acids)
Molecular function (GO): ADP binding; protein binding
Source: RefSeq, a predicted model, not a curated record
UUUCUCAAAAACAAGAGUUUCCAUCCAAAACGAAAAUAAAAGAAAGAAAAAGAAAAGAAAACGAAAAUGGCCGAGUACAUUGUGACUCCCGUUGUUGAGAUUAUCAAGUGUUUUGGGCCUUCAAUUAAGCUUGGAGCUGGAUACUUAGUUGAACAUGAGAAAAAGAUUGGGAAGCUUAGAGCCAAAGUAGAAUCGUUGAAGAAAUUAAGAUCAAAGUUGCAAGAAAAGGUAGAAGCAGCCGAAAAGAAUCUUGAAACAAUUGAUCCAGAUGUGACGGAUUGGUUUAUAAAUGUGGAUAAGGAAGUUAAUCAAGAUGAAACACUGGAAGGGUUACUUAAUGUUCAAGCUGAUCUUGAUCAAACGAUGCAGAAAAAAAUUAAACAUUUUACUCGUCGCUUUGGCGUCGGUAAAUUUAUAAGUAAAAAAACAAUAACCAUCGAUGAUCUUUUUAAGAAAGGAAGCAAUUUCUCAAGUAUUUCUUAUGCCAGUAGUUUAGUUCAUGGUGCAGAUGAUUUUCCAACAGAUCUAGAUUUUAUACGGUUUCCGUCAAGAAAUUGUGUUAUGGAGGAAGUCAUGAUAGCGCUGAGCAACGACGAGACUAACUUGAUUGAGGUGUAUGGAAUGGGAGGAAUCGGAAAGACGAUGUUGAUUAAUCAAAUUUGUAACCAAGUUAAAGAGGAUAGGCUUUUUGAGGUGGUCGUGUUCGUAACUGUAUCUCAGAAUGUAGAUCUGAAAAGCAUACAAGAUACGAUAGCAGACGCAUUACAGUGUCAAACUGUUAAAAAGAGCGGGGAUACGACCAGAAGAGCGUUGCUUUUAUACGAACGAUUGAAGAAGGUGGAAUGCAUACUCCUUGUCUUAGAUGAUAUAUGGGCAAAGGAUUUCGAACUAAGGCAUGUAGGCAUGCCUAAUGGCCCAAACAAAGGUUGCAAAGUUCUUAUCACUUCAAGAAUCCGUAAAGAAUAUUGUGGUUCUCAUUUAAUUCAGAAGAACAUCGAGGUGAAGACCAUAAAAGAAGAGGAAUCACAGGGUUUGUUUAUGAAGAACGUCCGUGAUGUUCCGGAUUCUGCUUUAGCUGAAAAGAUCGUCAAGGAGUGCAAUGGUUUGCCAAUAGCGCUUGUUGUGCUUGGCAAGGGAUUACGAAACAAAGACACCAAGCAAUGGGAAGAUACAGCUCGUCAACUAAAGAAUUCUCACAUUCAAGUAAUCGAAGAUAUGGAUUCCAAAGUUUUCUGGUCAAUAAAAUUGAGUUAUAAUUUCCUGAAGAAUGACAUAGAAAAAAGAUGCUUCCUGCUUUGUUGUCUAUUCCCGGAAGACCAUAAAAUAACUGUUUCUGAUGAUCUGAUGAUGUACUUCAUCUGUGAUAGUCAUUUGCAUGGAUUCACUAAUCUAGAGGAAGUCAGGGGAAGAUUGCACACAGUAUUGCAAUUACUUACGGAUUCAUGUUUACUAAUGCGCAGUGAAAACAAGUCUACUGUGUGGAUGCAUGAUAUCAUCCGUGACGUGGCAAUCUCAAUUGCCAAGGAGGAGCAUGGGUUUUUUGUAAAAGCUGGUAUGGAGUUAACUGUGUGGCCGUCCAUUACGAAUUCUAGGGUGGCAAGACUGUCGUUAAUGAGAACUUCCAUCAGCGGUCUCCCUGACAAACCAGCACUUCCUCGUCGUCUGGUAAGCAUAUCUUUGGAAGGAAAUAGAACAUUGAAGAACAUCCCAGAUGAUUAUUUUCGAGGUAUGAAGAAAAUCGAAACCCUUGAUUUGCGCUCAACCGGUAUUUCUAAAUUACCAUCGUCGAUUUCAUUACUUUUAAGUCUCCGAUCACUUUUUCUAGAUUAUUGUGUCUUUAAUCCUUCCAUUGACAUAUCUCUAGUUGUAUUUUUAAAGAAGCUUGUAAUACUUAGUCUACAAGGGUGUAACUUAGAACGACUGCCACAAGAAAUCGGUGAAUUAACUGGUUUGAAGUCGUUAAAUUUGUCAAACAACAAGUCUCUGCAAGUUCCACCAAAUAUUAUAUCGAGGCUGUCUCAGUUGGAAGAGUUGUACAUGAAGGAGAGCUUCAGUGGGUGGGAAAUGGAAGGGUGGCAAAGCGAAAUGAAAGCUGCUGGUUUAGAAGAGCUAAUAUCUUUAUUAGAAAAAGGUGUAUUAACUACUCUACACUUCAGUUUAGAUAAGAGUCGUCCGGAGCUUCUUUCCGAAGAGGAUGGCCGACCAAGUGGUAGCAUCCGUUUGGAUGUAACUUUCGGACAGAGAACAGGGUUAGACUAUAUGUCCAGUGACAAUUUCAUUGAACUUACACUUAAUUCGCAUCGAAUUCUUCCAGUCAUUAAGGUGUUGCUGGAAAGAGUCGGAGCUCUAAAGCUGAAAAGGAGUAACGAUUUAGAGAGCGUGGCACAAAUCGGUCCAAAUCAUGUUGGCUUCAAAAAUAUGAAGUCUCUCGGUAUUGAAGAAUGCAAUGACCUGGUCUUUCUGAUGAGGGCAGAGGAAGCAGAGGUCGCAAGCAACAUUUUCAGUUCCAUGGAAGUUUUACAAAUUUAUUCAAUGGAUAAUUUGGAGCGACUGUUUGAUGGACCUGUACCAACAGGAUUCAUUGACAACUUAAAACGGCUGGAUGUAAAGCAGUGCGAUAAGAUGGUUAGCAUUUUUGACUCAAAUUUGUUGAAACAGGUGCCGAAUUUAGAUGAACUUAAUAUAGAACAUUGUCAAAUGUUAAGGGAAAUAUUUAACUUAGAAGAAGCAGCUGAAGAAGGAAGUGACAAUGUCAGUGCACUUUUCAAACUAAGAAAGAUAUGUUUGCAUCAUUUGCCAUCUCUGGAGAUGAUAUGCAAAGGAGUGAUUCCAAAUGGAAGGUUUGACAAUCUUCAAAUAGUGGAUCUUUAUACUUGUGACGGAAUUAAAUAUCUCUUCUCUCUGGAUAUUGCUACAAGGCUUCGACAGUUAAAAGAACUCAAGAUUCAGUAUUGCUUCGGUAUGGUGAACCUAAUUGCACCAGAGGAAGAUAUGGUAGGAUGCUCAUCUACCGCUGUAUCUCCUGCUUCGAUAUUCUUUCCGAAGCUAGAAUCGAUAUUCAUUGAAUGCUGUUUGAGUUUAGAGCAUUUAUGGGUCGCCAAAACUCUUGGAGAUUCUGAUAGGAACCCAGUUCUACUUCCUGAAUUGAAUAGACUAGAGCUAAGUGGUUUACCUAAACUUACUGAUUUGCAUCAAGGGUCAACCAGUCUGGAAUACCCUUGUUUACAACAUUUAGAAGUAGUUAAUUGUGAAAACUUGAAGAGGAUUUGUUUAUCGCAUAAAAGAACACCAAAGUUGGAAAAGAUUGUGGGGGAUGAUGAGACGUGGUUUGAAAGCAUUGAAUGGGAAAAUUCAAGUGACAAACAACAUAUGCAUCACCUUUUCCAGCGUUAUGGUGAAUCAAAGAAAUAAGAAGAAUGAGAAAUACGAUGAACUAUAUAACUUGCUUCUCCAUUGGUGAAUGUGGUUGUUUCAGAUGGUGGCACCAAGAAGCACGAAGUUUAUUUUCAACAUUGAGAAAAUUUUCUCCUCAACAUGAAUUUUGCUAUGCGUUGUUUAAUUCUGUGUCAUUCAACUAUUGAUUGAUAUUAUUUUUA